GACAAACUCAGUUUAGUUCGAUUGAAAUUACUACAGAAUUCAGAAGUACUAAGGAGCAAACGUCCUCGACAGGGCCGCGGAGUAACUAGCAAGUAGACUACAGCAGACAGGGAUCUCAGAAUUAGCAGCACGAUGAAAUUCGCGGUAGCAACACCUUUGAUCGCAUUAUUCACGUUGGACAUUUUAGUAGAAACACUGGCCCGGGCAGCGCACGACGGCAAAUAUGACAAGAAAAAGUAUGGCAACGGAAACCACGGCAAAUACGUGCACACAAAUGGAGGUGACUAUGUAGAAGAUUUGGAUCGCUAUCGCUACGUUCACUACGACGAUGGCGAUCGAGGUCGCUACAUCCAUGUGCACAUUCCUUACGACGGCGGAUACGGAAACUACGAGGGUGGUCACGAACCCUUCCGUAAUCCGCCGUACGAUGCCUCUGGAUUGUAUGCGUACGUUCAGAAACCGAAAAACGAGUCCUGUUUACGGUUGCUAGAACAGUAUUCUAACACUUGCAGCGAUUCCAGCUUGAACAAUCCAUUCAAAUCCAACGAAUUCGAUAUUAGGCAACCUUCGAUCUACUUGGAAUACGGCACCCCUGAACCGGAAUAUGUAGAUGCUUCCUCGCGACAGGAGAAACUAACUUCAGCAUCUUCGGCCAGAGAAACAGAUCCACGAGCAUCCACCUUCCCAGGCACAUCCUAUCUUCCUGUUCCGAAACCUCACACUGAAUAUGGCCCUCCAGAACGAACGAGAUCAAACAACGUAGAGGAAUCAACCAAAUCUACAUCUACCAGAUCCUUCGAUGUUAAUUCGAUAUCUCUCACAACCGUUAGUGGUCAGGAGUCAAAAAUCAGACUUGUUACUGAGAGUCCUGCAACCACUCGAACCCAAGUCUCUGUGUCAAGGAAAUCGAUACCGGAAACAACAGAAACGAUCCCUCCAGCAACUUCAACAGUGACAACUCCUACGACAACUAGGACCUCCACCACUGCAACCACAACUCCAACAACCAAGGUGCCAACGACGUCUGCCCCAUCUACAGUUCAAAUUCCAGCAUCUAUCGAUGAACAGCUUCAUCAGUGUCGAUCAGAACUGCAGACAGCGCUGCUCAAGCUUAGCCAUAACGAGCGUUCCAAAUGCAACUAAUCAAACAGUUCAAAGAGAGGAUGUUAUCUUUGCUCGGGGACACACUCAUGCGGAAUCAGAAAUCCAAAUUCAAACCUCUUCGGUUGAAAGCAUCGCUGACUAAUCCGACGACUAUAGCUUUAAGAUAUUUAUUUUCACAUAGCGAAACAUCGUUGAGUAUUGUAAUAAAAACUGAAACACAAUAAAACCAUCAGGCGGGGCUCUCUUCAUCGAA
Aedes aegypti (yellow fever mosquito) is the source of this 1357-nucleotide messenger RNA. Its product is annotated as putative protein TPRXL. Bases 133 to 1143 code for a protein of 336 amino acids. The transcript has 3 exons. The record is from RefSeq and is a predicted model, not a curated record. NCBI's taxonomy places the organism in Eukaryota, Metazoa, Arthropoda, Insecta, Diptera, Culicidae.